Morus notabilis is the source of this 876-nucleotide messenger RNA. RefSeq names its product protein CURVATURE THYLAKOID 1A, chloroplastic. The transcript has 6 exons. Bases 1 to 711 code for a protein of 236 amino acids. The record is from RefSeq and is a predicted model, not a curated record. Gene Ontology annotation, cellular component: thylakoid; chloroplast thylakoid membrane. NCBI's taxonomy places the organism in Eukaryota, Viridiplantae, Streptophyta, Magnoliopsida, Rosales, Moraceae.
AUGGCUUUUUACGGGAAGAAGAUUGACCAAAUCACCUUCAGCACUUGUGAAUACGCGUCAAAUGGUGUCCCAAAAAUGGAGUCAAAUUCUUCAAAUAUUAACAAGUUUGUUCGUCGGGAUCUUCUUGGGGAAAGCAAAGCAAAGCAAUCAGCAAACCAAAGUCAGACCCAUUCAUUAGCAGAUAACAAUCAUCUUGUGGUGGGUCGCGGUGUUCCUAAAAGAACAAGAAAAUGGCAGCAACGGCGGCGGAAGCGGGGGGGGGCCCCCCCGGUUUUUCGCCUCUCCGGCCAACCGCCCUCUCGCUGCUCCGCCUUGCCUCCUCUCCCGCCUCGCCUUUCCUCUUCCGCUCUUCGUCUUAAGCCAGUUUCAGAGUCCCGAAGGCCAAUGCAGUUUCAAAUUAGAGCUUCGUCCGAUGAGACAUCGAGUGUUGAUGCUGGUGAGCUCUUCACAGACUUGAAGGAGAAGUGGGAUGCCGUUGAAAACAAGUCCACGGUACUUGUGUACGGAGGUGGGGCAAUAGUUGCUGUCUGGUUAUCUGCAAUCAUCGUUGGUGCCAUCAACUCAGUGCCUUUGCUUCCCAAGAUCCUGGAGUUGGUAGGGCUAGGAUACACAGGAUGGUUUGUCUACCGUUACCUUCUCUUCAAGUCAAGCAGAAAAGAACUAGCUACAGAUAUUGAAGCCUUGAAGAAGAAGAUUGCUGGAACUGAGUAGAUGCAUUUGUGUGCUGUCAAAGAUUCAAAGCAUAUCAAUAUCGCAAUCCUUUUAUUUUGGACGUGUAUUUCCGCAUAAGAGGCAUUUGUAUUCUGUGAUGUAGACUAGUUUUUGUAUCCCCUUUGUAUUCCUCCUUUCAAUAAGAUUCGACAAUUUUUAAGUUGA